AUGCCAAAAUCAAUCCUCCUAAUCAACGGCCCCAACCUCAACCUCCUGGGCACCCGCGAGCCCCACAUCUACGGCCAUACAACGCUAUCCGACGUCGAGAACAACAGCCGCGACGUAGCAGCAAGUCACAACGCAACGCUAGAAUCGUUCCAGAGCAACCACGAAGGCGCGAUCGUGGACCGCAUCCAAGCCGCCCGCGGCAAGGUCGACGCCAUCAUCAUCAACCCCGGUGCGUACACGCACACCUCCGUGGCUAUCCGGGAUGCGCUGCUCGGCGUUGCUAUCCCUUUCAUCGAGCUGCAUGUGAGCAAUGUCCACGCGCGCGAGCCCUGGAGACAUCAUUCGUAUUUCAGUGAUAAGGCCGCGGGUAUUAUUGUUGGAUUGGGGGUUUACGGAUAUAAGGUUGCUGUUGAGCAUGUUUGUGUCAAUUUUGAGGAGAAGGAGAAGGACGCUAAGGCUGCGCUUUAA
Penicillium soppii is the source of this 468-nucleotide messenger RNA. RefSeq names its product type II 3-dehydroquinate dehydratase. The transcript has a single exon. Gene Ontology annotation, biological process: quinate catabolic process. Lineage: Eukaryota; Fungi; Ascomycota; Eurotiomycetes; Eurotiales; Aspergillaceae. Bases 1 to 468 code for a protein of 155 amino acids. The record is from RefSeq and is a predicted model, not a curated record. Gene Ontology annotation, molecular function: 3-dehydroquinate dehydratase activity.